CGUCGUUGUAAGCACUGCUUCUGCCACCGCCGGCGACGAUGACACGGCGAAGAUGCCGGUCUUGCCUUUCGAUGGAACCGGUGCGAUCACUGCAGACGCUGUGCUUCCCGACAGUAGUAGUUCUAAACCCCCAGCACCGCCCUUCAAAGAAAUCCUCAUCGCCACCCUUCACGACUACUUCGUGCAGUUCCACGCUUUGUACCUGAAAUCCUUCCUGACCAUCCGCAAUUCCCCGUCCGUUCUGUGCAGCAUCUGGUUAAUCCCCAUUCUCUUCCUGUUUCUGCUAGAAGGGGUCCGACUCCUGCAAAAACAACCUCUAACCAUCCAGACCUUCGACGAUGCGGUCAAUGCGGGGAAGAACAGACUCUCCGGGAACACGUUUCCCGAUUGCAUGUAUUUCGACCAGUACUACGCAGACUUCCAGCGGCACCAGGAAAUGUACCCCUG
Amoebophrya sp. A120 is the source of this 447-nucleotide messenger RNA. NCBI's taxonomy places the organism in Eukaryota, Dinophyceae, Syndiniales, Amoebophryaceae. The record is from the annotation of a GenBank genome assembly.